CGAGCGCGGCGGUUUGGGUAGUGUGUAUCGUUUGGAACCAGUGAGCAUCUGCUUUCCUUCCGAAACAGUCACUAGUGGGCCAAGAGGGGGGCAGAGAGAGGUCAGUCCUCGCUUCCCGCCCGCACUCGGUCUGCGAAGAGCGCCUCUCCGGUCUUAGGAAGCUUUGCGAGGACCGGAUGCGGCCACGAGGGUGGGGAGGUUACGGUGCGCCAAGACAUGGCACAUCGCCCCUUCCCUGCUGGGGCCCUGGAAAAGCGGCCCCGCAGACACAGGCUGCAGGUGGGGUACAGGCAGAGCCAACAGGUUACUCCGCGGGCUCCAGGCGCUUCUCUGCGGCGGGGGCGUGGCUUACUGGAGUGGGCGUGACUUACUGGCGUGGGCGGGCCCGCGCACGCGCCGCGUCUGGGCGUCGGGGUUCCGGAAAUGUGAGUGAGACACGAGAUGGAGAAGUACGAGCGGAUCCGAGUGGUGGGAAGAGGUGCCUUCGGGAUUGUGCACCUGUGCCUGCGCAAGGCGGACCAGAAGCUGGUGAUCAUCAAGCAGAUCCCCGUGGAGCAGAUGACCAAGGAAGAGCGGCAGGCAGCCCAAAAUGAGUGUCAGGUCCUUAAGCUGCUCAACCAUCCCAAUGUCAUUGAGUACUAUGAGAACUUCCUGGAGGACAAGGCCCUCAUGAUUGCCAUGGAGUACGCACCAGGCGGCACCCUGGCUGAGUUCAUCCAAAAGCGCUGUAAUUCCCUGCUGGAGGAGGAGACCAUCCUGCACUUCUUUGUGCAGAUCCUGCUGGCACUGCAUCAUGUGCACACCCAUCUCAUCUUGCACCGGGACCUCAAGACCCAAAACAUCCUUCUUGACAAACAUCGCAUGGUCGUCAAGAUUGGCGACUUUGGCAUCUCCAAGAUCCUUAGCAGCAAGAGCAAGGCCUACACGGUGGUGGGUACACCAUGCUACAUUUCCCCUGAACUGUGUGAAGGCAAGCCCUACAACCAGAAGAGCGACAUCUGGGCCCUGGGCUGCGUCCUCUAUGAGCUGGCCAGCCUCAAGAGGGCCUUUGAGGCUGCGAACCUGCCAGCGCUGGUGCUGAAGAUCAUGAGCGGCACCUUUGCACCCAUCUCUGACCGGUACAGCCCUGAGCUGCGCCAGCUGGUCCUGAGUCUGCUCAGCCUGGAGCCAGCACAGCGGCCGCCGCUUAGCCACAUCAUGGCGCAGCCCCUCUGCAUGCGUGCCCUCCUCAACCUGCACACGGACUUGGGCAGCGUCCGAAUGCGGAGGGCAGAGAAAUCCCUGGCCACUGGGCCACCCAUAGCCCCAGGCAGCACAGGGAGCAGGACCACCAGUGCCCGCUGCAGGGGCGUCCCCCGGGGACCUGCACGGCCAGCCAUUCCACCACCUCUGUCAUCCGUGUACACAUGGGGCGGGGGGCUCAGUGCUCCUCUGCGGCUGCCAAUGCUCAACACAGAGGUGGUUCAGGUGGCCACCGGGCGCACACAGAAGGCUGGCGUCACACGCUCUGGGCGCCUCAUCCUGUGGGAGGCCCCACCCCUAGGUGGCGGAGGGGGCGCCCUCCUUCCUGGGGCAGUGGAGCAGCAGCAGCCCCAGUUCAUCUCCCGUUUCCUGGAGGGCCAGUCAGGUGUGACCAUCAAGCAUGUGGCCUGCGGGGACCUCUUCACAGCUUGCCUGACUGACCGAGGUAUCAUCAUGACCUUUGGCAGCGGCAGCAAUGGGUGCCUAGGCCAUGGCAGCCUCAAUGACAUCAGCCAGCCCACCAUCGUGGAGGCGCUGCUGGGUUAUGAGAUGGUGCAGGUGGCCUGUGGGGCCUCUCAUGUGCUGGCUCUGUCCACUGAGCGAGAACUGUUUGCCUGGGGCCGCGGAGAUGGUGGCCGGCUGGGACUAGGCACCAGGGAGUCCUACAACUGCCCCCAGCAGGUGCCGAUGCCCCCAGGACAGGAAGCCCAGCGGGUUGUAUGUGGCAUUGACUCCUCCAUGAUCCUCACUGUGCCUGGCCGAGUCCUGGCCUGCGGGAGCAACAGGUUCAACAAGUUGGGCCUGGACCACCUCUCCCUGGGGGAGGAGCCUGCCCCCCACCAGCAAGUGGAGGAGGUGCUGAGCUUCACACCACUGUGCUCUGCACCCCUGGACCAGGAGACCCUGCUGAGUGUGGACCUAGGUACUGCUCAUUCAGCUGCUGUGACUGCCUCUGGGGACUGCUAUACUUUCGGCAGCAAUCAGCACGGUCAAUUGGGUACCAAUGCUCGCAGGGUCAGCCGGGCACCUUGUCAAGUGCAAGGCCUCCAGGGCAUCAAGAUAGCAAUGGUGGCCUGUGGGGAUGCCUUCACUGUAGCCAUUGGGGCAGAAGGUGAGGUAUACUCUUGGGGCAAAGGGGCCCGAGGUCGACUUGGAAGGAGGGACGAGGAUGCUGGACUCCCUCGUCCAGUGCAGCUAGAUGAGACACAUCCCUACACAGUGACUUCUGUGUCCUGUUGCCAUGGAAACACUCUCCUGGCUGUACGCCUCAAUGCCCUCAGGGCCCAGCUUGCCUUGAGUUGGAAGCCAGAUCUAACCCUUGGAAGCAGGGUGGUCUUCAGAGACUUGACAGGAAAAGGCUGGAGGUGGGUGUGGCUCCACCCAGACCCUGCUCCUCCUCCAGCCUGGUUAGAAAAUGCAUCGCUGGUGCCCAGUGGGACAGCAGCUCAGUGCUUUGGAGCAGGUCAAGGUGGAGCCUGCCUCGAGGGCCAUUCCAGUGGUCAUUCCAGCGGCCUAGCCUGUGCAUUGCCUGGGGCAGGGAGGUCUGGGGGAGCGGCUCUCACCCCGCCCCCCACCCUCUGCCAUUCCUCCGAAACAGGUUGGGGGAAAGGUAACUGGCUGGACCAGACCAGUUUCCAGAUGACUGGAAGCAGUGCCAAUAAAAACAUCAGCUGCCUGCCUGCCUAGAGUGUGGUCUCUUCAGGAGGGGGCGUGGCUGCCCAACACCCCACGGUUGGGCUGGGCCCCCGAUCUCGGCGGCAGGGCCGGCUCAGGUCAAGGAAGGAAUGUGGGCGCAGCCGAAGACUGGGCCGAGUUUCCUCUGGCCCAGCGCCAGCCCUGCCUCCCCUCCCCAGCCGGGCUCCCAAGAGCCGGUUGCCAGGCUUCGGCUGCCUGGCACCGGGAGGCUGCAGUCCCGGGCUCCUGGUUGACACGUGGCCCCCGGGACUGAGCUGUACCCUCGGGAGAAGCAAACCUUUGUGGCGCAGCCCGGCCCGUACCCCGCG
This is a messenger RNA of Myotis lucifugus (little brown bat), 3245 nucleotides long. It is a transcript of the gene NEK8, whose product is annotated as NIMA related kinase 8. The record is from RefSeq and is a predicted model, not a curated record. Bases 442 to 2928 code for a protein of 828 amino acids. Gene Ontology annotation, molecular function: ATP binding; protein kinase activity. The transcript has 15 exons. NCBI's taxonomy places the organism in Eukaryota, Metazoa, Chordata, Mammalia, Chiroptera, Vespertilionidae. Gene Ontology annotation, biological process: protein phosphorylation.